AUGGAGGCCCCCCAGCCGCAGCACGGCGCCGCCAGCAGCGACGAGGACAACUCGCCCACCGAGCUCAACUCUUGCCGCCGCCUCGCCGACAAGCCGCCGCUCGUCAAGCGCCUCGACUGCCUGCCCACCCCCAACGACGGCGGAGGCGGGGACCUACCACUCGACGACGACCCGCCCUGCUGGAACGCCGCGCCUCACCCCGCGCCGCCCUCCGCCCCCGCGCCCGCCUCUCCCGCAUUGCCGACUGCGCCCCCCGCCCCACACGACACGAGUCAGCCGCCCCUGCCUCCGCUACCUCAGUCGCCACCGCCUCAACCGCCACCGCGAACCGGCACGCCACCUGUUGACAAGACGGGCGGUAGCGUCUGCCCCUGCCAUGCAGACUGCACGCCGGACAAGGGGACGCCCGCCACCUCGCCGCGCCACCAGCCCCUGGAGAUGAGGGAGCCCUGGUUCCGCACCGGCAUGCCCAGGGAGACUGCCCUUGAGGUGCUGGACCACGAACCGGAGGGCGCGUUCAUGGUGCGCGAGAGCACCAGCAAGCCCGGCUGCUACGCGCUGUCGUUGCGCGUCCCCAGGGACUUCCAGCCGUCCGGCAUCGCGCACUACCUCAUCCUGCGCACCGCCAAGGGGUACAAGAUCAAGGGCUUCACGAAGGAGUUCUCGAGCCUGGCGUCGCUGAUCACGCACCACUCGGUGAUGCCCGAGCUGCUCCCCGUGCCGCUGGCCCUCAGCAGGUACCGCCCCGCGCUGGGCAAGUCCGACUCGAGCCGAGACUUCUCGGACGGCGACUGCGACCGCGACUACAACACGCUGGCCGACCUGCGGCAGAUGCUGGCCGAGCUCAAGAUGUAGCCGCCGUGGCUGCUUCGGAGCAUCUGUUCCACGUCCGCUACGACGCAGUUCUCUUCAUAUCCGCUUGUGUCUGACAGCCAAAGUCGCUAAUAUACCACGAGCUCUACCAGCUCUGGAAACCGAGAAGGAAAGAAAGAUUUUUCAGGACGUAAUCUUGAAGGUGUGGGGCUCUACAACUGCACUCUAUUGUUUUGCUGUGUCGUUUUACGAAAAUAUAUCAACGUUUGACCACGGACGUCGGCCCUGCAGAUGUGUAACUUAAUUUAUUUGACGUUGCACAGACCAUCUGAUCAGAAUUAUCCUGAAACGUCCUAUCAGGAACAGUACCCCUUCGUUUGACAUUUAACGACGAGUAUCAUCCUAGCCCUUCAGCUCAACUAUCUAUGCAAGCAGACUUCGCACCACACUUCUAAAUCUUUCAGGAACAUUAUGCCGUUUAAACUAACGUAAGUCCAAGCUAGUUACAAAAAAAAGGACUGAAAUUUUUGUUUAACUGAUUUGUUGUUUUUGUGGCUAACUCUCGUAAAUGCUGAAGUUGAGACGCAUAGCUUCCUUCCUUUGGCACUCUGUGUACCGUGUGGGACGACACUAACCCCAGCACUCUGGAUACAGAUGUCUGCCUGCAGAUACUUGUUAGGAUACGUAAGCUUACUGUAGACAUUGAGCCAUAGGGACCCGACUACCUUCCGUGUUACCAGGAAUUCAAAGAAAAGUAUCUGACUGUACUGUUUGAAACUCCAUGAUGUAUCAAAUACUAGGAUGGCAUGAAUUCAUAUGAAUAAGGAACUCGUUACUUUGCUCAAUCAGCGGAAAUUACGUGUCAUAUGCAUAGCGGAGAAAUGUACUAUUCCUACGCAUUUUCGUUCCAAGACUCAAUUCCCCAUCACUGGUUAGUAUCGAACCCGAA
Molecule: messenger RNA, 1762 nt
Organism: Schistocerca piceifrons (Central American locust)
Lineage: Eukaryota; Metazoa; Arthropoda; Insecta; Orthoptera; Acrididae
Product: tensin-4-like
Exons: 6
Coding region: 1-855 (284 amino acids)
Source: RefSeq, a predicted model, not a curated record